GAAACGCCUCCAGGAGAUCCCCUGCUGCAGCAGCAAUGUUUUUACCAACUCUACCAGGCCCUCGAACUCCAACGAGAGCUCCGAGCUUCCCUCUGGCACGGGAGCAUCUGUCCAUUGGAUGGACGAGCUUGAGGUUGAAAACGUGCUGCAGGACCUGCUGAAGUCACCACCCUAUCCUCCUCUGAAGCGACAGAAGGAAGAGAAGUUUGUCUUUGAUCGCCGCUCUCGGCACCUCCUAGAGUCAGAGUCAGGUGUUUCUUGGGAUGCACUUCCAGAUGAAUUGCUUUUGACAGUCUUUGCAUAUUUGCCCCUAAAAGAAUUACUAAAAGCUUCCCAGAUUUGCAAGAGGUGGCAUCGUCUUUCGUUUGAUGAAUCUCUGUGGCUGACUCUCGACCUGGCUGUUAAAAAUCUGCCUCCAGGAGUGCUUGGACAGUUGCUACCUGCAGGUGUUACCGCAUUCCGCUGCCCAAGAUCUUCUAUUGGGAAUCCAUUGUUUAAAACAAGCACACCUCUCAGAGUUCAACAUAUGGAUUUGUCAAACUGCACAGUGUCUGUUGCAGAUCUCCAGAGUAUUCUUAGUCGGUGUGAAAGGCUGCAGAACCUCAGCUUGGAGGGACUAGUGCUUUCUGAUGAUAUCAUCAGGAGCAUUGCUAAGAAUCCUAGUUUGAUACGACUGAAUCUCUGUGGAUGCUCACGGUUUUCUGCAGAAGCCAUGGAACUGAUGUUGAGCAGCUGUUCCAUGUUGGAGGAGCUGAAUUUGUCCUGGUGUAGCUUCAUAGCCACCCAUGUCAAAGCAGCAGUCACUCAUAUUACCUCAAACAUAAAACAAUUAAAUUUAAGUGGAUACAGACAGAAUCUGCAAAUAUCAGAUGUUAAAACACUGGUGGAAAGGUGUCCUCGUCUAAUCCAUUUAGAUCUAAGUGACAGUAUGCUGUUGAAGCCUGAGUGCUUAAAGUAUUUUUUUCGACUUGUCUCUUUACAACAUCUGUGUCUUAGCCGAUGUUAUCAGAUACCACCUGCUGCCUUAGUAGAACUUGGUAAAAUUUCAACAUUAAAGACUCUUCAGGUAUUUGGAAUAGUGACGGGUAGCUCCCUACAGCUCCUCAAGGAAGCUCUUCCUGAAGUGAAGAUCAAUUAUUUUUAUUUUACAAGUAUUGCAAGGCCAAGUACUGGCACUAGAACGAACCAUGAGAUUUGGGGCAUCAAAUGCAGACUGAAAUCCUUGUAG
Molecule: messenger RNA, 1228 nt
Organism: Mesitornis unicolor (brown roatelo)
Lineage: Eukaryota; Metazoa; Chordata; Aves; Mesitornithiformes; Mesitornithidae
Gene: SKP2
Product: S-phase kinase-associated protein 2, E3 ubiquitin protein ligase
Exons: 9
Molecular function (GO): protein binding
Source: RefSeq, a predicted model, not a curated record